AUUACAUAAAUAUCCUUAGUUAGGUUUUAUUAUCUAAAUUGUUCCCUCUUUCGUCUCUUUUGCGAUCUCCAGCCAUUCUCACCGUCUUCUACGGCGAUCGUCUGCAACGUGCGCAGGCGUUCCUUGCCUUCGUUUAAUAGGCAACAAUCUUCAGGGUCGUGGGUACCAUCGGCGUCGGUCCCAUGCCCGGGUCUUCUCCCGUCAACGUUCUUGCCCUCGUCACCGGCACCUCCAGCCGACUCAGCUUCCGGACGGGAUCAGCUACUAUUCUUUAAUAGAAAACAAUCUUCAGGUUACAUAGCUGGUAGAUUAAGAUGGUGCAAUUUAAAAAUAGAUAUUUGGUGAUGGAAAUAUUUAUACAUGGAGAAAGAGACCUCAUUGGAAGGGAUACAUUGAGGGUUGUUAGCUCAAACAGUAUCUCCAAAGCAAUCAAGGAAAGUGUUCAGUUAAAUUUUGGAGAGUGUGGUCUAGCUCUAUUACUUGGAUCCCUCCAGGUGAAGUAUGUCAAUGGCACAACAAAGAUAUGCAUCAUCAGAGUUUCUCGCUCGGAGUACCAGAAAGUUUGGUCUGCUAUUACAAUGAUCAGGACCAUUGGUAAUAACCCAGCUACGUUUAAUUUACUUGAUUUGAGUGGGAGUAUCAGAGCCUGUAAGAAAGCUGCCAUCAAAUGCGAGGAAGCUAAGUAUGAACAAUAUGUUUUAGCUACCGGUGAUAGUGUUGGUCUGGAUUUUACCAAUGCUAGAAAAGAUAGCAUUGAUAAAAUCAAUGCGUUGGAUUCUUAGCACCAUCAGGUCAGCUCCAAGGCAUGAGUUCAUUUGUACCUCUCCUUUAUUUGUAUCCUAACCUUCUCAAAUCACUCCUAUUUCUAUUUUGCUGUGUGUAUCGUAGUUCAGGCUUUUACCCGUACCUUGACAGUGAAAUAGUAUGUACCUUCCAUGAAUACCCUAAUCCAAAUGGUGUAAUAGUGUUUUUUUUUUUUCAUGUUGAUGAUUAGAUGUAC
Messenger RNA from Zingiber officinale, 1000 nucleotides. RefSeq names its product probable ribonuclease P/MRP protein subunit POP5. Bases 315 to 782 code for a protein of 155 amino acids. Gene Ontology annotation, biological process: tRNA 5'-leader removal. The transcript is spliced from 5 exons. Gene Ontology annotation, cellular component: ribonuclease P complex. The record is from RefSeq and is a predicted model, not a curated record. NCBI's taxonomy places the organism in Eukaryota, Viridiplantae, Streptophyta, Magnoliopsida, Zingiberales, Zingiberaceae.